Dothidotthia symphoricarpi CBS 119687 is the source of this 958-nucleotide messenger RNA. RefSeq lists its product as uncharacterized. Lineage: Eukaryota; Fungi; Ascomycota; Dothideomycetes; Pleosporales; Dothidotthiaceae. The record is from RefSeq and is a predicted model, not a curated record. The transcript has a single exon. The annotation marks the transcript as partial.
CCUGACUGUAAACUGCACUCAUCAGAUCUCUCGAGUCCAUACCAUACCAUACCAUACCUAUAUCACCCCAUCCAGCCAACCACCUUCAAACCACGUACCAAACAUCAGCAAAGGCAUGAUCACCCAGACCCAACCAUGUCUCCAAUACUAACUCCCAUUCAGAUGGUACACGGACUCUGCCACCCUGCAUCCCCUGGUUGCCAGUGCAUGGAUGUUCUAGACGUUUGGGAGAGGGAUGAGAACGGGCGCCGCAAUUUCCUCGGCCACAUGGUCGCGGAAAGAGACGAGCGCGGCCAGAUCGUCCCGCCGUCUGUCCCAGACAACUGGGAAGUCUUCACGGGCGAGCCGAGCCGCUACGAGCUGCACAUGCAAGCCCAAUGGGCUCAGGAAAGGGAGCAGCAGCAGCAGCAGGCCGCCAUGGCCGCCAUGGUUCAGUCUGGCGGAUACAAUAGCGGCGUGCACCAGGCCUUCGUGCCUACUGUGGCUCAGCCUGGCGGCUUCAAUAGGGACUUUAUCUUAUUGGAUGGGCCGGCCGCGGAGCAGCAGGGCGGCCAUGACAUGAUCGCCAGACCAUCUGACGCCCCCUCCGAAGGUCUGUUGGCACAAAAUCCCAAUACGCUGUUUGACGGCCACCAGGAGGCUCUCGAACUAGCCGGUGUCGACGUACUGAUUGAUAGCUCAGACCCCAUUCUUGGGGAUGUUCAACUGUGGGCGGAUCUUUUCGGGCACUCGCCUCCUGAGAACCUGGCUUGCUUUGACUAUGCUCUGGAGACCUUGAACAACAGUUGGGAGGAAAUUGGGGGCCGGACUUGAGUUUUGUCUUUGCUUUUGUCUUGCAUUGUUUUCUUCGGCGUUGGAGAUUGGGUUCUGGAUGUUGUGUGUUGCUGUUUUCGCGUUUUUGCACGAUAUGUAGUCCCCUUGUUCGUUUUACGCAUGCUGUUUUCUAUUGACAAUGAAC